Brachypodium distachyon (stiff brome) is the source of this 2624-nucleotide messenger RNA. RefSeq names its product DEAD-box ATP-dependent RNA helicase 52C. Gene Ontology annotation, cellular component: nucleus. Bases 149 to 1978 code for a protein of 609 amino acids. NCBI's taxonomy places the organism in Eukaryota, Viridiplantae, Streptophyta, Magnoliopsida, Poales, Poaceae. The transcript has 6 exons. The record is from RefSeq and is a predicted model, not a curated record. Gene Ontology annotation, molecular function: ATP binding; RNA helicase activity; RNA binding.
CGCUUUCCUUUUAGCCGCAAACUCCGUCCCUCUCCUCCACCCACCCCGCCCCCAUCGAAAUCCCAAAAAGGUUUUCGCCCUCAAACGAUCUCACAAAAAGCCUCUUCUCUUCCCCCACCUCGCCGCCUCCGCGCAGAUCCAGCCAGCCAUGGCGGCCCCCUCCAUGACCUCCUGGGCCGACGUCGCCGACGCCGAGCCCGCCCCCGCUCCGGCCCCAGCAUCCGACGGCCCCGCGCGCUCCGACCGCUCCUCCUACGUCCCUCCCCACCUCCGCAACCGCUCCUCCGCCGCGCCUCCCGCGUCCUCCGCUCCUCCCCCACGCGCUGCCCCCGGCCUCCUCGGCCGCCCCGCACCCGGCGUCCCCGGGAGGUUCGUGGGUGGCGGCGGGGGCGGGGCGGCCCCGCCGCCGCGCAGGUGGGACCGUGAGCCGAACCCGUUCGGGAACGACGAGCCGGUGCCGGCCGCCGAGCCCGAGGGGUUCGACGAGCACCAGAACACCGGGAUCAACUUCGACGCGUACGAGGACAUCCCCGUCGAGACCAGCGGCCGGGAGGUGCCCCCCGCCGUCAGCACGUUCGCGGAGAUCGACCUCGGCGCCGCGCUCAACGACAACAUCCGCCGCUGCAAGUACGUGCGGCCCACCCCCGUGCAGCGGCACGCCAUCCCGAUCUCGCUGGCCGGCCGCGACCUCAUGGCCUGCGCGCAGACCGGGUCCGGGAAGACGGCCGCCUUCUGCUUCCCCAUCAUCAGCGGCAUCAUGCGCGGCCCGCCCGUGCAGCGCCCGCAGCGGGGCGGCAGCAGGACUGCCUGCCCGCUCGCGCUCAUCCUCUCGCCCACCAGAGAGCUGUCCAUGCAGAUUCAUGAAGAGGCGAGGAAAUUUUCGUAUCAGACUGGUGUGAGGGUAGUCGUUGCAUAUGGUGGGGCGCCUAUUACUCAGCAGCUGAGAGAUCUCGAGAGGGGUGUUGACAUUCUUGUGGCUACUCCUGGUCGUUUGGUUGAUUUAUUGGAAAGGGCAAGAGUAUCUUUACAAUCAAUUAGAUACCUUGCCCUUGACGAGGCCGAUAGAAUGCUGGACAUGGGUUUUGAACCACAAGUUAGGAGAAUUGUUGAACAAAUGGACAUGCCUCCACGAGGUGUCAGGCAGACAUUGUUAUUUAGCGCUACAUUCCCAGGAGAAAUUCAGAGAAUGGCAUCUGACUUUCUGGAGAACUACAUAUUCCUGGCUGUUGGAAGAGUGGGGUCAAGUACUGAGUUAAUUGCCCAGAGAGUUGAGUUUGUGCAUGAGGCAGAUAAAAGAAGUCACCUGAUGGAUCUGCUCCAUGCGCAAAGAGACAGUGCAGAUCAUGGAAAGCAAGCUCUCACACUUGUCUUUGUGGAAACCAAAAGGGGUGCUGACUCGUUGGAGAACUGGUUGUGUACGAAUGGGUUUCCAGCGACUUCUAUUCAUGGUGAUAGAAACCAGCAGGAAAGAGAAUAUGCUUUGAGAUCCUUCAAGAGUGGCCAAACUCCUAUUUUAGUCGCAACUGACGUGGCGGCCAGGGGCCUCGACAUUCCCCAUGUUGCUCAUGUUGUGAACUUUGAUCUCCCCAAUGACAUUGAUGAUUACGUACACAGAAUUGGAAGGACAGGGAGGGCAGGAAAAAGCGGUCUUGCAACAGCUUUCUUCAGUGACAAUAAUGCCUCGAUGGCAAAGUCUCUAGCUGACCUAAUGCAAGAAUCUAAUCAGGAGGUACCUGCGUGGCUCACUCGCUAUGCAGCUCGCCCAUCCUAUGGUGGUGGUGGUGGAGGAAGGAACAGACGUGGUGGAGGAGGUGGGAGCCGCUUUGGUGGCCGUGACUUCCGCAGGGAAUCUUCUUCCUUUGGCAAGGGCGGUGACUAUGGUGGAGGCAGCAAUGGUGGUGCUGGCAGUUACGGUGGUUCCUCUUCAUAUGGGGGUGGUGGCUAUGGUGGUGCUGGGGCUCCCAGUGCUUGGGAUUAAUGUUGUAGUUGCUCUCUACUAGGGUCUAUCAAGCCUAGGUUGCUGUUUACUCUAGUUCCUCAUUAGAUAUACAUUUUUGCUAGGAGCUGAUAUACAGCGACGGCACGAGGUGAACUGUGUCAUCCCCAUUUUCCUUCUGGUUACUACGGAGGUAGUCUUAUCUUACAGAUAUCCAUUAUGGAGAGCGCCCUGAGGACUUGCAAUCACACACUAGAUUCCCAGUUAGGAAUAGGAUUUCCAAACUGAAAUUCCUAGUUAGGGAUAUAGUAGUUGGUGUCGGUAGGCUGACAUUUAGCGUUUGAUGUGGUGUGUCUGCCAUUUGUUUUUCCUUGGUUCAUCUCGUUUUGGCGGUCGGCUGGUUGUAGAGCUUGUGAUGAGGGGGCUUUUGCGGCUUGAAUUUUUGUCGGAGAUUUCAUAUUUGAUACUCAUGUUGAACAAGAGGUAAGAGGAUGCAUAGUCCUUAAAUCCUGAUGUAAUGUAUAUACUGUGAGGUGAGGCUGGAAUGAAUAAGUUAUCUGGAUCUUUAAGGGGAAGAAGGGGGGGAUCACGCUUUUCUGUUGGAGAGGCACAAGUUGUGAAUUUGUUUUGGAUGGAUCUAAACCAUUAUAACAGUUAUUGAAAAUGCAUGUCUUCUAUUUUUGGCUUC